AUGGCAUCUCCAACCAAUAUACCACCCUUCGACCAAAUCCUCAACUUCCGCGACGUCGCCACCUCAAUCAACACCCUCUCCGCUCAACAUCUCCUAAAACCAGGUCUCCUCUUCCGCAGCGGCCUCCCCGACCAAGCAACCCCCUCCGACCAGCACCGCCUAACCAACUCCCACCUCCUCAAAACCAUCAUAGACCUCCGCACCGACAGCGAACACAUCUCCCAAACCCAAAAGCAGCAAGCCAAAGACAUCCCCUCCUCCCCCAUCAAAGAACCCCACGAUCCCUCCAAACCGCUCCGGAUCCCUGGGGUCCAAUACCACGACAUCUCUCUAAAUGGCCAUGCUUACUCUUCCGCACUCAUGAAGCAGUUGUCGUAUUGGAAUGCAGCGAAGUUGAUUGGGCUGUAUGUCACCGGGUAUCGGAAUCAGGCGAUCAGUAUUCUGGGGAGGAACGUCAUGGCGAAACGGGGCUUGAUUGGACUGGCGGAGGAUUCGUUGACGCAUUCUACUGUGGAGUUUAAGCAGAUUUUUGACGUUUUGGCUGAUGAGGCGAGUUUUCCUGUUCUGGUGCAUUGUACGCAGGGGAAGGAUAGGACGGGGGUUACGGUUCUUUUGGUGUUGUUGCUUCUGGGAGCUCCGCUGGAUGCGGUUGAUCAGGAUUAUAUGCUAAGCGAGAAGGAACUGGCGUCUGAGAGGGAGGAGGGGUUGAAGCAGAUUAAUUCGAUUGGCCUUCCGGAUGAGUUUGGUGGGUGUGCGCCUGGGUGGGUAGAGGCUAUAUCCAAGUGGAUUGAUGAGCGUUAUGGUGGUGUUGAGGCUUAUCUGCAAGGCUGUGGUGUGAGCAAGGAACAGCAACAGAAGGUUAUUGCCGUUUUGAAGAUAUGA
This is a messenger RNA of Fulvia fulva, 882 nucleotides long. RefSeq names its product Tyrosine-protein phosphatase. Bases 1 to 882 code for a protein of 293 amino acids. Gene Ontology annotation, biological process: dephosphorylation. Gene Ontology annotation, molecular function: phosphoprotein phosphatase activity. The transcript has a single exon. Lineage: Eukaryota; Fungi; Ascomycota; Dothideomycetes; Mycosphaerellales; Mycosphaerellaceae. The record is from RefSeq and is a predicted model, not a curated record.